Opisthorchis viverrini is the source of this 441-nucleotide messenger RNA. RefSeq lists its product as hypothetical. The annotation marks the transcript as partial. The record is from RefSeq and is a predicted model, not a curated record. The transcript is spliced from 3 exons. Lineage: Eukaryota; Metazoa; Platyhelminthes; Trematoda; Opisthorchiida; Opisthorchiidae.
AUGAUUCUCACAGCAACACAAACGGAGCGUCUGCCUCCCAUCUACUUAAAACCGUUUAAAACUAAUGGUGAUAUACGCUAUGGUUAUUUCAACCUGCCAGAAGCCUGCCUCAAUAGCAGAAUUUCAGUAUCCAUCACGCUGGACUCGAACUGCACUGGACCUUCUCUCAAUCUUUUCCUGCGGCCUGGUUCCUUACCACUGGUCCAACCCUUUGACGUUGAAGUUCCUCGUGGUGUUGUUCUUCUUCCGGACACUUUAAUUUUGAGUGUCUCCUUCAAGGAUGGUGCUUCACCGACUUCUAAAUGGGGAGGGUUCAAAAAGAAUGAUGUUGAGCUUAGUGUUUCAAAGUCUGGCGCAGCAGCUUCACUCGACUGCAACAUAUAUUCCCCAGCCUCUGGCUCUUGGUUUUUUGGCGCCUAUACGUCUGUGAACUCAGGCCGA